Molecule: messenger RNA, 2349 nt
Organism: Pseudomassariella vexata
Lineage: Eukaryota; Fungi; Ascomycota; Sordariomycetes; Amphisphaeriales; Pseudomassariaceae
Exons: 4
Coding region: 1-2349 (782 amino acids)
Cellular component (GO): cytoplasm
Molecular function (GO): zinc ion binding
Source: RefSeq, a predicted model, not a curated record
AUGAGGCUCGCGUGGUACGCUGCGGCCUCGACGGCUCUCGCAGCCAGCGUCGUUACUUAUGCCUUCAACCAGAGGGCCAACUUCUACUCCGCCAUGGUAUAUCUCUCGCAGAAUAACCUUAGCCUUAUGAUCCUUAUCAACUUGGUCCUCCUGAUAUAUGGUACCGUCGUGUGGGGGCUGCAACGACUAUGCUACGGCCAACUGCGACCCGUCGAGAUCGAACAGCUGUACGAGAAGGCCUGGUUCGCCGUGACAGAAACAUGCCUGGCCAUGACUAUUUUUCGUGAGGAAGUUGGAGCAUGGUUUCUAGUCAUGUUCACUGCGUUGGUCACCGGAAAGGUCUGGGAAUGGAUUGGAGAAGGUCGCGUCGAGAUUCUCGAACAGCAACCGCCCGCGAAUCCCCGACUGUUCCACACGAGACUGAGCAUAUCCCUGCUGGUCAGCAUCAUCUACGACACCUGGCUGUUCAUGUACGCGGUCAACACAGUUAUCAUCCAGGCCCGUCCCAACAUGAUGGUCAUGUUCUUGUUUGAGUUCGCCAUAUUGACGACAUGCUCGUUCCGCACCGGAGCUAGAUACAUCCUGUCGCUGGUAGAGGCCGAUAUCGUCCACAAGCAGACCCGCCAGAGGCUGCAGGAACGCCGCAAACAAAUCAGAGAUCAACGAACCGACAUUCUGAGACGGCGCGAGUCGGGCGAUGCUGCAGAGGCAGAAGUUGCCAACCAGGAGGAGUUGCCCAACGAAGAUGAUGUGGACGAGAUGGACAUCGAAGUCUCUGGCUGGGAGUCCAAGGGACAGUGGAUAUUGAGUCUGGACCUCUUUGCAGACUUCGUGAAGCUUGGAGUGUACAGCGCCUUCUUCGCAGUGCUCAUGAUGUUCUAUGGUCUGCCUAUCCACAUAAUGCGGGAUCUGUUCCUGACCACGAGAUCAUUCCUCAAGAGGCUCAGUGCGCUCAUCCGAUACCGCAAGGCUUUGCAAGACAUGAACAGAUAUCCUGAUGCGACUCAAGAAGAGCUAUCCCGCGAGGACACGUGUAUCAUUUGCAGGGAGGAGAUGAGACUGUGGGACCCCAACGUUGCCGGGGCUGUGGAACGAACACGUCCGAAGAAGCUCCCUUGUGGGCACAUCCUACAUUUUGGGUGUCUCAAGAGCUGGCUCGAGAGGCAACAAGUCUGUCCGACUUGUCGGAGGUCUGUUGUCAUCGAUGGAGCAGCCCCUAAUGGCGAUGCUGCUGCUCGAAUGAAUGCUGGGGGGCAACCACCGGCCCCAGGCCAGCCUGGCCACGACCACGGAGCUGCUGAUGGCAACCAACCUCGCCAGGUUCGUCUUAAUGGGAUUAGAAUGUUCCAAUUCGGACCCCUUAGGCUGGGGUUUGCUCAAGGCAACCCCCAGGAACUGGCUCAGCGAAUUGCCUUGCAAGGGGGAAAUGCGCCGGCCCAACUUCCAGCGGUAGCAGCAGCAGCAGUUGUUCCACCGCCCAUCCAAGCUGCUACCCUGAAUGCUGGCGGGAACAGUAUCGCGGAGAUGACUGCGCAGCUCCACGCUAUUUCUCAAAGAUUACAACAAGAAAUGCAAGGCCUUCAAGCGACGCAGUUCGAGCUGCAGACGUUAUAUGCUCUUAUGGGGGAACUUCAACGACUGCGUCUAAGUCAGCAGCAACCUCAACAAGUACCCCCACCAGUGCAGCUCCCGGGAAGUCAGUAUUUCCAACCCCAGCAGCCACUACCACCAUUUUCAACAGUGCCUCAGAUGGCACCCUUUCCAGUUUAUCCUCCUCGAGCCAAUACACCCUCUCUCACGCGACACAGUGCUCCCACUACAUCUGCGUCUAUUCCUGCUGGUAGCCCUGAUCUGCCCGAAGGUGUAGUUAUCCCUCAGGGAUGGACGCUUAUGCCGCUCCAGCGUGUAGAUGGCCAGCCACUGCAAUACUCUGCGCAACCGAGCGGAACCCAGAUGGAAGCUCACGAUCAGUCACACCAGGUAUCCCAAGCCUCAGGCAGUGAAUCUGCACCUGUCCACCCUGAGGUUUCAAGCCACACAACUGGGGAAGAGACUAGUUCCCAUUAUCAUGUUGGACCAAACGAGUCCUCAACAGCACCGUUGCAAAGGCAGACGGAACUCCCUAAGGUAGCUGCUCCCACGCCUGUGGCGCCGAAUUGGGGUGGUGCCGCACAGCUCUUCGCUAAUGGCGGAGCUGGGCCUUCUUCUGCAGUUGGAUCUACAACCGAAACGGAGCCGAAAAACGAUGCACCCAGUGAGAGCCACGCUGAUAGUGAGCCGGAGGAAUCAAGCAGUUGCGAUAAGGGGAAAGCGAAGGCUGUGACCCUCGAAGAAGCGGAGGAUGAAUAG